Molecule: messenger RNA, 1709 nt
Organism: Magnolia sinica
Lineage: Eukaryota; Viridiplantae; Streptophyta; Magnoliopsida; Magnoliales; Magnoliaceae
Product: plasmodesmata-located protein 2-like
Exons: 3
Coding region: 528-1382 (284 amino acids)
Biological process (GO): transport of virus in multicellular host; plasmodesmata-mediated intercellular transport
Cellular component (GO): plasmodesma
Source: RefSeq, a predicted model, not a curated record
AAAAGGUGUAGAACACUGAGCCAAGGAAAAAGGCCCACCUCCCCAUAAAAGGCAAAAGCACCCCUUACUCCCUUUCCCAAAAACGCUCCUCCAUUUCUGCCCAGUAUCCCCGUCUCUCUCCCUCUCUCUCUCUCACCUUUUGUCACUUCGAGCAAAAUACCCAUCUCUCAAAACCUUCUUCUAUACAAAACAGCAAGUGGGUUCUUCCAAUCCUUACUCUUUUCUUUAUCCAUUGCAAGCAAAAAAAAAAAAAAAAAUCAUUGCUAAAAAAUCCCCUGAAACUCCAUUUUCCAGCAUUCAUUUCUAAAAAAAUCCAGUUGGGGAUUUCCAAUCCUCCCUCUUUUCCUUAUCAUUUUCCUUUGAAUCUAGAAAAAAGAAAAAGGAAAAAAAAAAAAAAAAAAAUCACACCCUUUUAAAUCCCAUUUUCCAGCCAUUAGUUGGUGAUAUGUUCUUUCAAGAAAAAAAACCCACUUCUGAAAUACCCAAAAAUCCUUAUUUCUCAGCCAUGAUUUGAUUAAAACCCCCAAAUGGGCCUUCUCAAAUCCCUUUUCUUCUCCACACUCCUUUUUCUGGCCUCUUUUGCUUUCCUCAUACAUCGAAAUGCCGCUGCCGAUCUCUACACCAUGGUCUUCAAGGGCUGCUCUCAGCAGACCUUCACCGGCAACAGCGGCUUCCAACAGACGCUCACCUCCCUCUUCGACUCCCUCAUCGCCCAAUCCGCCAGCACCCGUUUCUUCAAAACUUCCGUUGGCAGCGGCCAGAACGCGGCUACCGGACUCUUCCAAUGUCGGGGAGACCUCAGCAAUGCCGAUUGCAAUAGCUGCAUCCGCAAAAUCCCCGAAAUGUCAAGCGGCUUGUGCGGGAAUGCCGUCGCCGCACGCAUACAGCUCACUGGCUGCUACGCCCUCUAUCAAAUCACGGGCUUCCCUCAGAUCCCCGGCACCCAGAUGCUGUACAAGACGUGCAGCCCGUCGGAGGGGAAUUUCGAGGAGAAGAGAGAUACUGCAUUCGCCGCCGUGGAGAGCGGCAUUACGGGCGGGAACGGAUUCUACGCCACCACAUACGCUUCGGUGUAUGCUAUUGCUCAAUGCGAGGGGGAUUUGAGUGUGGCGGACUGUGGACAGUGCGUGAAGGAGGCCGUCCAAAAGGCGCAGGUGGAGUGUGGGAAGUCCGUUGCAGGGCAGGUGUAUUUGAAUCGUUGCUAUUUCAGCUUCAGCUAUUACGGCAAUGGAGUUUCACAUCAUUCUUCUCCUUCAGGGUCAGGACAGCAGCAGACGGGGAAGACGGUGGCUAUUGUAGUCGGAGGGGCUGCAGCUCUGGCUUUUGGGGUCAUUUGUCUCCUUUUCCUGAGAUCCUUGUUGAAGAAACGUGACGAUUAUUGAAGGGAUGGAAUUCGGCAUUAUAGGAGGUCGUUUUGUAGAUGAAAUGUUUUUUUUUUCCCCUUAAAAAACAAUCUUUUGGGGGGUGAUGUUGUCAGUUUUGAGGUGAAACGGAUUUUUCUUUUUUUCUUUUUUUAAAGGGGAGGGUGCAAUUCCUUGCGGAUGCGCAUGAAUGUUUUUUUUUUUUAAUUUUUAAAUUUGGAUCAUUGGAUAUAAUUGGAGAGAAUUUUGGCCGUUGGUUCAUUUUUCAUCAUGCCAUGUGAAUGUUUGAAUGUGACACCCCUCUAAAGUUAGUGCGGACCAUAUAAACCUAUGAAAUGGUUUUUGUGC